AUGAGUUGCUUAGCGUGGAAUUUUCGGGGUAUGGCCAGCCCACGUGCAAUUAGAUUUCUGAAGGAGAUGGUCAAACAUAAGAAUCAAGCGAUGCUGUUCUUGUGUGAAACAUUGGUUACUCCUGUUCGUAUUGGUGCGUUAAAGUCUGCUUUGAAGUUUGAGAGUAUGUUUUGUGUUGAUAGUGUGGGAAGAAAGGGUGGAUUAGCUAUGUUUUGGAAGGGCGAUAUGAAUGUUGUGAUCAAUGGUGCAUCUAACAAUUACAUAGAUGCUGAAGUAGUGGAAGCAGAUGGUCGAAGGCGGAAAGUUACUAGGUUUUAUGGCUGUCCGGAACGAAGUAGAAGAAGAGAGUCUUGGAAGAUUAUUAGAAGGUUGAACGCUGAAAAUAAUGUCCCUUGGUGUAUCCUAGGAGAUUUUAAAGAUAUGUUGGAUAAUGAGGAAAAACGUGGUGGUGAACCUCAACUAAACUGGCUCUUAACUGGCUUUCGGUUGGUUAUUAUUGAUUGUGGUCUAGUUGAUAUUGGGGCCAAAUGUUAUCAGUAUACUUGGUCUAGAGGUAGAGGGGAUGGAGGGCGUGUGGAGGAGAGACUGGACCGAGCUUUCUGUUCAGAAACAUGGCUUCAAUUAUUUCCUGAGUCCGUGAUGUGGAAUCUUGAAUCUACAUCUUCAGAUCACUUACCUGUUUUAAUAAGCCGGAGAGAUGAUGAUAAUGUUGUGUAUGAUAGAUCUUUUAAGUUUAAUAAUGUGUGGGUGGAGAAGAAUGGAUGUAAGGAGGUUGUUAAGGAAGUUUGGGGAGCUGAGAGGGGUAGAGAUAUUGUUGAGAAGCUGAAAUGUAGUAAAGUGGCGUUGGAGGCUUGGGGGAAAUCAUAG
Mercurialis annua (annual mercury) is the source of this 867-nucleotide messenger RNA. RefSeq lists its product as uncharacterized. The coding region runs from base 1 to 867 and encodes 288 amino acids. The transcript has a single exon. The record is from RefSeq and is a predicted model, not a curated record. NCBI's taxonomy places the organism in Eukaryota, Viridiplantae, Streptophyta, Magnoliopsida, Malpighiales, Euphorbiaceae. Gene Ontology annotation, molecular function: catalytic activity.